Messenger RNA from Linum trigynum, 234 nucleotides. NCBI's taxonomy places the organism in Eukaryota, Viridiplantae, Streptophyta, Magnoliopsida, Malpighiales, Linaceae. The record is from the annotation of a GenBank genome assembly.
AUGCGUCUUCUUCCUCCUUCGGUGCUGCUGCAAUGCGUCCUCUCCCUUCGUUGCUGCUUCUACUUCUUACGGGUCGCUAGCAGGAGGAAGACGAUGGAGGGAGAUGAAGAUGACGGCGGCGGGGUAUGGCGGUUGGCGGCAGAGCGAGAGAUAGAAGGAAGUGGGAGGAGAGGCUGGAGGGAGAGGAAGAUGAUGGCGGCGAGGUGUGGCGGAUGGCGACGAGCGAGAUGUUGA